This is a messenger RNA of Acanthochromis polyacanthus (spiny chromis), 703 nucleotides long. It is a transcript of the gene rnf7, whose product is annotated as ring finger protein 7. The transcript is spliced from 3 exons. NCBI's taxonomy places the organism in Eukaryota, Metazoa, Chordata, Actinopteri, Pomacentridae. Gene Ontology annotation, cellular component: Cul5-RING ubiquitin ligase complex; nucleus. Gene Ontology annotation, molecular function: ubiquitin protein ligase activity; cullin family protein binding; zinc ion binding. The record is from RefSeq and is a predicted model, not a curated record. The coding region runs from base 27 to 359 and encodes 110 amino acids. Gene Ontology annotation, biological process: ubiquitin-dependent protein catabolic process; protein ubiquitination.
GUUACCGUAUUUACCGUGCAGCAGAGAUGGAUGACGGUGACGAGCCGGGUUUAGUCCUCUCUCACAACACUUCUUCGGGCUCUAAGUCGGGCGGGGACAAGAUGUUUUCCCUGAAGAAGUGGAAUGCAGUGGCAAUGUGGAGCUGGGACGUUGAAUGUGACACUUGUGCCAUUUGUCGGGUGCAAGUAAUGGACGCUUGUCUCCGAUGCCAGGCGGAAAAUAAACAAGAGGACUGUGUUGUUGUAUGGGGAGAGUGCAAUCACUCCUUUCACAACUGCUGCAUGUCCCUUUGGGUGAAACAGAACAAUCGCUGCCCCCUCUGCCAACAGGACUGGGUGGUUCAGAGAAUCGGCAAAUGAGCUUCACAUCCAGGUGGACUACACCUGUGUUCACCCACAAGUGGUGAUGGACUUGACAAUGACUACUGCAACGCCCUGUGCAGAGCCAUCCACAGCGGUCUCUCUACUUAUGAUUGCAUGUUUUCAGUAGUCCUGGUAUCAGAGGAGGAUGAUGGACAAAAUUGAAGCUGCACAGGCUCGAUUGGUUGAUGUGAGCGAAGGGGUCAAGAGUCCUGGAGAGACGGAUAAAAUGUGUUGCAGUGUUUGGUCACAUGUUAGCUUUACAUUGGUGUCUGUGGUGAUGUGUGGCACAUCUUGAAUAUGUGACUGUCUUUUUAAAAAUAAAGAAUUGUGAAUAGCUGUAA